Messenger RNA from Hemicordylus capensis (graceful crag lizard), 3086 nucleotides. RefSeq names its product exocyst complex component 3 (gene EXOC3). Gene Ontology annotation, cellular component: exocyst. The transcript is spliced from 13 exons. The record is from RefSeq and is a predicted model, not a curated record. Gene Ontology annotation, molecular function: SNARE binding. Gene Ontology annotation, biological process: exocyst localization; exocytosis. Lineage: Eukaryota; Metazoa; Chordata; Lepidosauria; Squamata; Cordylidae. The coding region runs from base 139 to 2631 and encodes 830 amino acids.
UAAGGAUUUCCAUAGUCAACAGCAGGCUGCGUGGGCUUGGGGCUGAAGAGUGAGAGCCGCCCAUUUUCGACGCAGAACCUGACAACCCUUCCUCCACUAACGCCCCCGCCGGGCUCUUUCACACCUUCCUCCCUUUGAAUGGUCGCUGGAAUUGGAAGGAGGGUCCGCCGCGUAGGGCGAGAGGAAAACAGGUGCUGUCAUAUUUCGCGCACGCGCACGCGCACGUCACGGCUGAGCACGCGCAGUGAGCCUCUCGGCCUUUUUGGCUCGUGGUUGAUGCAAUGCGGCGCAAGCGCUCUUCGAGCUGGUCUGUCAGAGGCUUCCGUAAAGCUACCCCCGGCCCAGUGUCCCUUGAGAUAUGAAGAUAUCUGCAUUUUAAGACUCAGCUCUAAAAUGGAGGAGACCGGCAAGGAGGCUGUUGCAACAGCUGUACAGAGGGUGGCUGGAAUGCUUCAGCGGCCAGACCAGCUAGAUAAAGUGGAGCAGUAUCGUCGGAGGGAAGCGCGCAAAAAAGCAUCAGUGGAAGCUAGGUUGAAGGCAGCAAUCCAGUCACAGCUAGAUGGAGUUCGAACUGGUUUAAGCCAACUCCACAAUGCAUUGAAUGAUGUCAAGGAUAUUCAGCGUUCUUUGGCUGAUGUCAAUAAAGACUGGCGACAGAGUAUCAACACCAUAGAAAACCUCAAGGAUGUUAAGGAUGCUGUAGUUCAACACAGCCAACUUGCAGCUGCUGUGGAAAAUCUCAAAAAUAUCUUCUCAGUGCCAGAGAUCGUUCGGGAGACUCAAGAUUUGAUUGAGCAGGGACAAUUGCUGCAAGCCCAUCGAAAGCUGAUGGAUUUGGAGUGUUCACGAGAUGAUCUGAUGUAUGAGCAGUAUCGUAUGGACAGCAAGAACACCCGUGACAUGAACCUCAUUGAUAACUAUUUUGGAGAUAUGCAAAAACUUUCUGAAGAGCUGGCCAAGCAACUCUGGAUGGUCAUUCAGAGGUCUCUUGUCACAGUCCGCCGAGAUCCAACCUUGCUGGUUUCAGUUGUCAGAAUAAUUGAAAGGGAAGAGAAAAUAGACAGACGCAUGCUAGAUAGAAAAAAGCAAACUGGGUUUAUUCCCCCUGGCAGGCCUAAAAAGUGGAAGGAAAAAAUGUUUAAUGUAUUGGAUCGUACUGUCACCACUAGGAUUGAAGGUACUCAAGCAGACACCCGAGAAUCUGACAAAAUGUGGCUUGUUCGCCACUUGGAAAUAAUCCGCAAAUAUGUCCUUGAUGAUCUGGUGGUGGCUAAAAAUCUUAUGGAUCAAUGUUUUCCACCACAUUAUGAAAUGUUCAAAAAGUUACUAAUCAUGUACCACCAGGCAUUGUCUCAACGAAUGCAAGACCUGGCUUCUGAAGAUCUGGAAGCAAAUGAAAUUGUUAGCCUUUUAACAUGGGUUUUAAAUACUUAUAAAAGUGUAGAGAUGAUGGGGAACCCAGAACUUACACCAGAGGUGGAUGCCAAUACCCUGCAACCUCUACUCUCUCAAGAUGUGGUGGAUGAGCUUCUUAGUACAUACAUGUCAACACUUACAUCCAACAUCAUUGGCUGGUUACGAAAAGCACUGGAGACUGAUAAAAAGGACUGGCUAAAAGAAAAUGAGCCAGAAGCAGAUCAAGAUGGAUACUAUCAAACAACACUCCCUGCUAUUGUUUUCCAGAUGUUUGAGCAGAAUCUUCAAGUGGCUACCCAGAUAAGUGACGAUUUGAAAAUAAAGGUACUGCAUUUGUGCCUUCAGCAAAUGAGUACAUUUCUCAGCAGGUACAAAGAAGAAGCACAUUUAUAUAAAGAAGAACACUUAAGAAAUCGUCAGUGUCAUCCAUGCUAUGUUCAGUAUAUGGUUGCUAUAAUCAACAAUUGUCAGACCUUUAAGGAAUCUAUCAUCAGUUUGAAAAAGAAAUACUUGACUCCUGUUAUGGAUGACCUAAUGAAAAGCAGUCAUGCAUGCAUUGAUGCAGUUCUAGAUGAUGUUGCCAAGGAGGGAUGCUCAAGCCUGCUGGAUGAAGUAUUCAUGGAUUUAGAGCCACAUCUCAGUGAGCUGAUGACAAGAAAAUGGCUGGCAGGAUCCAAUGCUGUGGAUACAAUCUGUGUAACUGUAGAGGAUUAUUUCAAUGAUUUUGCAAGAAUAAAGAAGCCCUAUAUGAAGAAAAUGACUGUUGAGUGCCAUCGCAGAGUUGUUGUGGAGUACAUCAAGGCUAUUAUGCUAAAGCGUAUAACUUUCAAAAAUGCAGAAGAAAGAAAAGAAGGCGCUGAAAGAAUGAACAGAGAAGCUGAUCAGUUCAGAUUUCUGUUCAAGAAAUUUGCUGCUGAAUCUGGAGAGAAUACAGCAGGACUUUGUGAUGUCAUUGAAGCCAUUGCAGAAGUAUUCAAGUUGACAGAUCCUUCGCUACUUUAUCUAGAAGUUUCAACUUUAGUUAGCAAACACCCAGAUAUCAGGGAUGACCAUGUUACAACUUUGUUGACGAUGAGAGGAGAUGCCAGCAGAGAGAUGAAGCAGACCAUCAUUGAAACUCUGGACAAAGGUCCAAGCCAGCCAAAUCCAAACUAUGUGCCAAUUUUUAAAGAAAUUACAGUUCCAACUUUAACUGUGCCAAAGCUCCUUAAAUAACAGCAACAGACUUCAAUAUGCAUCAUUUUGAGUGUUAAUAUCCUAGGAACAUUUGUUGCUUAACUUGGCCAGGCACUUGGAAGACACAUGAAUUUCUUGGCAGCUCUUUGGUUAUUGUGUCUGAUGCUAACGCUUAGCGAGGGUGGUCAUUUGAAGAAUACACACUGUUCUGAUGGCCAGAGUGCUUUGUACUAGCAUCCACCAUCAGCAAUUGACUUCCUCACAAUUAUUUAUCUUGGACUUUGUGUGUACUCUCGGAUGCAUAACUGGACAUGCAUAUGUUUUAGAAAACCUAUUUAGGAAAUGUUUGUCUAAUCACUUGAAUUAAUUUGCUUCUGGGGGAAUGAAUGAAAAAUGACAUUUUGGGGUAGAUCAAUGAUUUUUUCUCAUCUAAUUGACUUCCACUUGAUUUGAAAACUUGCAUAAAGGAUUGCUAAAUAAAACAAAUGGCUAUA